This is a messenger RNA of Astrephomene gubernaculifera, 506 nucleotides long. NCBI's taxonomy places the organism in Eukaryota, Viridiplantae, Chlorophyta, Chlorophyceae, Chlamydomonadales, Astrephomenaceae. The record is from the annotation of a GenBank genome assembly.
GGGUGCUGCUGCGGCCCCAGCUGCGCCCCCUCCUGAUGCCGCUGCGAGGGUGAACGCCACCUCCAAGCUGGCUGCAGCCAUGGGGGCGAAUGCGGCCAUGCGGGGGCUAGAUCCAGGGCUGGUGCAGCAACUGGCAACCGCCGUGGAGGCGGACGUGUACGGCAGCGGAGGGCUGCCUCGUCAGCAGUACACCAGUCGCAUGGCGGGACUCAUCAGCCGAGCCAAGGCAGCUCCCUCGCCGGUGGUGCUGCUGCCGCCCACUCACGCAGAGACCCAUGGGUCACUGCUACCAGCGUUGCUGCAGGCGGAAGUUUCGGCGAUCGAGUCCCUUCUCGAGCAACAUCAGCAACAAGCGGCAGGUGGAAACAGCAGCAAUCCCAGCAGUAGUCCCAGCGGCGCUCCACCGGCAGUGGCGCAGGCUGUAGCUCGCCUGCGUGCCAUGGCGGCAGUAGCGGUGACGGUGGGGGCGGUGGCGGCAGGCGGAGUGGGAAAGCGUGUGAACAAGC